This is a messenger RNA of Strongylocentrotus purpuratus (purple sea urchin), 3651 nucleotides long. Its product is annotated as gamma-secretase subunit Aph-1-like. The transcript is spliced from 7 exons. Gene Ontology annotation, cellular component: membrane; endoplasmic reticulum; gamma-secretase complex. Bases 78 to 860 code for a protein of 260 amino acids. Lineage: Eukaryota; Metazoa; Echinodermata; Echinoidea; Camarodonta; Strongylocentrotidae. Gene Ontology annotation, molecular function: protein-macromolecule adaptor activity. The record is from RefSeq and is a predicted model, not a curated record. Gene Ontology annotation, biological process: Notch receptor processing; positive regulation of catalytic activity; Notch signaling pathway.
UAUGCGAUCGUGAAACCCACUUCCUCUCUCACAUUUUGACCAAAUUUGUCGCACACAGACUAUAAUAUUACGCCGUCAUGACGCUGUUGCAGCUAUUUGGAUCUAUGUUCAUAGCAUAUGGACCAGCAUUCUCUCUCUUUCUCUUCACCAUUUCUAGAGAACCUCUGAGAAUUAUUGUCAUGAUGGCUGGAAUGUUCUUCUGGCUUUGUUCUCUGCUGACGUCCUCUGUGUUAUGGUUUGCUGUCUGGCCUCUUAAAGGACAGAUCUCAUUUGGAUUGACGUUCUCCAUCUUAUUCCAAGAAUUAUUCCGCUUCAUUUACUACAAAAUUCUGAGAAAAGCUGAAGAUGGAUUACAGCAGUUCAACCAGACCACACCAGAACAAGCACAACAACAAGCUCAGAAUAGCAAUGGAGAUAGCACAUCAGACAAAACCAGACAUGGAUAUGCUUAUGUUGCUGGUCUUGGUUUUGGUACAAUGAGUGGAAUCUUUUCCUUCAUCAACGUGUUAGCAGACUCCAAAGGACCAGGAACCGUUGGUAUCCAUGGUGAUCCCCAUGAUUUCCUUAUUACAUCAGCCUUCUUGACAUCAUGUUUCAUCUUGCUUCACAUCAUGUGGAAUGUUAUCUUUUACUGGGGUUUUGAGACGAGGCGUUAUUGGGCAGUGCUUAUUGUAGUGGCAUCACACUUCCUUGUAUCAGAGCUGACUCUGUUGAACAAGUCUCAGCUGUACAGCGUCACCCUACCCGUUGCCUAUGUUACUCUCGCCGUCAUGACUCUCUUUGCCUUCUUCAUCGCGGGGGGAUCUAGCCGCGGUAUCAAGCAAGCCUUCUCACUCAACCGAUCACGUUAUGCUCUCUAAAUCAACUCAAUGCCUUCUUCCUCCACUUACUAUGUACUUAAUGGUAAGAAAGAAAACUCAUUCCGAUACACUUUGAACAACAUUGGUCCAAUUUUCGUUUCCUUCAUUUAUACAAGUCAUCCAGCAAUGAACAUUUAUUUCACUGGAUAAAUACUUGUUCAAGUAGUCAUCCUUGCCAUGCCUAAUUACUAUCUUGUAUGAUCACAGAAAAAAGAAAAUGCUGAUAGGCUCAAGCCUACUACUUAUAAAACUAAGCAAUAAAGAUAUCUGUUUUAGUCAUUAAAUAUUCUCUUUAUUGAUCAAUGGUUUAUGCUUAGAGUGGGGAUGUAAUUAAUGGAAACAUAGACUAAUUUUGCAUGUUUCCUGCAUGAUAUAGGUCUGUUAUCCCUUUAUCCCGUCCUGAAAUAAAAUAAUAAUCAAUUGAUAUGACCAUUGAGUCAAAUCUCUUUCUGUUUUCACUAUGUAAUGGUCACAAACAAUAGUCAACAAGCAUGUAAUAUAGUCAUUAAGCUAGAACAUUGAAAAAUGUUCCCCUUUUUUCCAGUAUGGUAUUGCCUGAUAAUAUUUCACUUUUUAUUGGAUGACGGUAUGUGACUUCCUAAGUGCAGAUUAAAUUUGAUGGGACAUUUUUGUUUUCAAUGAAUAUAUAAGUAUAACUAGUUACUCAAACUAAAAAACAUAUUCAAACAGAUUAACUUGAGCUGUGAUAUGCUCUUGAUGUAAUUUAGAAGACAAUUGCAUGCGACAAUUCCAGAAAUACUCAGAACUAGUAUAAGAUAAGUUUACAUACUUUGUACCCAGUUACAUUGUGACCAAGCACCACAAAACUACCAAAAAAGUCGGCAGAUACAAUUUUUUUUAAUUUUUUUAAAAAAAAGUUUUAGUUUUAGUCUCUCACUCAAAAGAGGAGAUUCUCAGAUUUAAAAUGAUAUAUGACUAAUCACUAACUCAUUGAAAAAGUGAAGAGACUGUCCAGCCUCAGAGAAAGUUACUUUCAAGUUGUAUAAGGCAUUCAAGCACUCUAACCCACAAGGUUUGUGCGAGGUGACAAAAGGAGGGUUUCAACUCAUACAGAGGAAAAUCUAAUCUUUCAGGAAAUGCUAAAACACAAGUUUUACUUUCCUGACCAAAUGCACCUUUCAAGCUUUAAUUUGAAAUCACACCCUUUUGGUGGUUUUGUGGUGGUCACAUUUAUAGUAGCUUGUAUUUUGUGGCAGAAUUGCCUGUAGGAUUCAGAUACUUUUGAUGAACUCUUUAUUCGAUAUUCGCCAUGGAUUAAAAGUUUAAAUCCCUCGACUACCACAUUGUUUUGAAUAUGUCCUACGUUUGCACUACAUGUGUGACAAAUGUCUAUUGUGGCAGUUCAAUGUGUGCUCCAUUGAUCAAGCAAAGGUGAUAAAGAGUUAAUAUAAUUCUUUUACAAAUCUGUGUUGGGAAAUUAUUGUAUUGUAUUGUUGUAUAUUGGACUGCAUGAAUGAUGUGAUCCAUUAUUGUUUACUGCAUAUGAAUUUUAAUCAGAUAGCUUUGUUUGAACUCACAAAUGGUUCAUUUGUAUUCCAACUUCUCCAGAAUAUUUGUGUUUUAUACUAUUUUGUUUUGAUUGUGAACUAAAAUGGUAUGUACAAUAUGUGUAUAGUGUAUUAUUUAUUUCUGAAGUAUGAAAAUUGUUCGCAUUUUCUAUUUAGAUAAUUCAAAUCAAUUCUAGUGGAAUCACCAAAAUACCAACUUUGUCUGUUUGUGUAACAGACAAAGUUAGGGGUCACAUUAACAAGUUGAUAAGGAAAAUCAUUAGAACAGGUACAUGCAUGUGCAUGACUGUAGUCUAGUUUAGAUUAUGUCAGUUAUAAUGGAGUAGCCUCAUUUCAGAGACAAUCUCACAUUCUAUAUUGUGAAAUAUUUUCAGACAUCCAUGUUUUUUUCUGAUUCAAAUAGCAUUUUCGAGAGGGAUGUACUAUUGUAGGCAUUUCUCUCUCUCUACCUAUCUAUCUCCUCUCUGACCCCCCCCCCCCCCCCCCCCUCUCUCUCUCUCUCUCUCUCUCUCUCUCUCUCUUUCUCUCUAUCACACACAUGUCAAUAAAUCAGAUAUUGGCUUGAUAUUUUGUGUAGAGGUAUUCCAUUGUACUCAUAAUUUCAUCGCACUUUACUGCAAUGCAUACAUGCUUAUCUGUAUACAUAGGAUUUUCAUAAGCUCAUAAUUCACUUUGCUCACUAACUUUUUUGGAAAGGGGACCGGGAUUGAACUUUUUUAAUGGGCUGUAUUAGAUGCAUGAGCCUAGUGUGAACAUUUUAAAAUGUUGGGGGCCAGGCUUGGAUUUUGGACUCACAUGUGUCUUGGGCACCUGUUAUUGUCGAGCCCUGUGCCGAGUGAAGGGGACCUAAUGGGGGAAAAGAGGAAGAUGAAUUCUCCCCUGCUGUGGUACACGUAGGCCUACUUUCAAGGAUAUUAAUAUAUCAGUGAAUGCUCUCAGUCUGCAAAAUUGAUAAAGUUCUCCUUAGCUGCAAGAUGAAGGGCAAACAGAUAUCUGAUGAGAAGCAGGUGUAUACAAAAUGUGAUUCAGCUCUCUCUCUCUCUCCUUUUUUUUUUGGGGGGGGGUGCAGGAAGGGAGUGAUUAAAUUAUAUGACAUUAAACUGCAAUUACUUCCAAAUUGAAACUCUUGUGUAUUUAUAAUUCAACUGUGAAUAAAUGUAUUUGCAUUGUAGAAAGUUAUUGAAAGAUAGUGAAUGAACUGAGCUGAUAGACAUUGUACAUGUGUAAUAAACACUGCAAUUUAUGCAUAACAUUAUAUUGUU